CUCAGAGUCACACAGAAGAAGUCUUCAAACUACCGCUGAGGAGCUCAACGAUAUUAUUUUUACGCGUUUAUUGUUUUAUUUAGUGAAAUUAAAUCAUGACGUCAACAAAGGAGCUUUUAGAGAUGGAUCUUUACGCGUUAUUGGGUAUUGAAUCGACAGCAACAGAGAAACAGAUCAAGAAAGCGUACAGACAGAGAGCGCUGUCCUGCCAUCCGGAUAAAAACCCAGACAAUCCCAAAGCCGCGGAGCUCUUCCACCAGUUGUCUCAGGCUCUGGAAGUGUUGACAGACGCCGCCGCCAAGGCUGCGUACGACAAGAUCCGCACUGCUAAAAAACAAGCCGAGGAGAGAAACCGAAAGCUCGAUGACAAGAGGAAGAAGAUUAAACUGGAUUUGGAGGCACGUGAACGGCAGGCAGACACUGUGAAAACAGAGGAGGUUAAGAUCACACGCACAUUAGAAGAGGAGAUCGCCCGUCUGAGGGAGGAGGGUUCACGAGAACUACAGGAGCAGCAGAGACUCAUACGAGAGCAGAUCCAGAGAGAGACAAACACACACACAGACUCUUCGACAGGACACCAGGGCAGCAAAAAUGUGACUCCUAAACUGAAGUUGAAGUGGAAGUGUAAAAAAGACGAUGCCAGUAACGCCGGCUAUUCUCACGAAUGUCUUCAAAUCCUCUUUCAGAAGUAUGGAGACGUCUUGAACGUUCUGAUAUCCAGUAAGAAGAAAGGCAGUGCUGUGGUGGAGUUCGCAUCAGUAAAAGCAGCUGACCUGGCGAUUAAAAACGAGAACGGCCUGACGGGAAACCCACUGAAGAUCACAUGGCUGGAGGGCCAGUCUGCCCCGACGACACACACCGACUCCGCGGACGGGCUUUACAGCGCCGCACAGAGUUGUCUACGUAACGAGCGUGACUACGAGAGUGUGGUGCUGAUGCGACUGAGACAAGCUGAAGAGAGGAAGAGGCUGAUCGAGGAGAUGAAGAGAGAGGAAGAGGACGAGACGGCGUGACCUCACACACACACACACACACACACACACACUUUGACCUUUGAUUUUACAGGAAUUAAACAUCAAUAAAGCCCUUUUG
Messenger RNA from Rhinichthys klamathensis goyatoka, 1092 nucleotides. RefSeq names its product DnaJ (Hsp40) homolog, subfamily C, member 17 (gene dnajc17). Gene Ontology annotation, molecular function: RNA binding. Lineage: Eukaryota; Metazoa; Chordata; Actinopteri; Cypriniformes; Leuciscidae. The transcript has 11 exons. Bases 96 to 1013 code for a protein of 305 amino acids. The record is from RefSeq and is a predicted model, not a curated record. Gene Ontology annotation, cellular component: spliceosomal complex. Gene Ontology annotation, biological process: spliceosomal complex disassembly.